Molecule: messenger RNA, 1716 nt
Organism: Lizanozyma spartinae
Lineage: Eukaryota; Fungi; Ascomycota; Pichiomycetes; Serinales; Debaryomycetaceae
Gene: PDE2
Product: 3',5'-cyclic-nucleotide phosphodiesterase
Exons: 1
Coding region: 1-1716 (571 amino acids)
Biological process (GO): signal transduction
Molecular function (GO): 3',5'-cyclic-nucleotide phosphodiesterase activity
Source: RefSeq, a predicted model, not a curated record
AUGGCAGAAGUAUUGGUGCUAACGUAUUCGGGUCAGGUGUCAAUUCCUACGUCGCUUGAAGUCGCUUCUGUUGAACGAUUCUCUUCCUUUAAUGAUAUAUUAACCGUACUUUUCAAAAGAGGAAACAUCGAAACCGAAAUAAACCAUGCCACCGUUGUUGUUUUAGACGAUGGCAAACCGUCAUCAUCAUCGUUGUCCAAAUUAGAUGGGCUAAGUUUUGAAGAUAAACAGAUUAUCUUGACGCAAUUCUUUUCCCAUAUUCACCCCAUAAUUCUUGCACUGUCUUUGUUGGAAGAACAGGCCAAAAACGUAAACAAAGCCAUCAAAGUUAUCGAUGCCUUUAUCGGCCAACGAAUUGUUCGUGUUGAAAGUUGGACAGGAACAGGCAAAAAGAAUAUUGAUGAUUAUUCUGAAACCACGAUCCCUUCAUCUGUUCCAGUAUUAUUGAAUGAAUUCCCCUUGGAUUCAACUGUUAAUACCAUGCAAAGCAUUCUUUCUCGGAGUACGGGAACGUCACCGUUUAAAUUGGGUCAUUUGCAACUUUUAUUCCUGAUACUUGUUGAAGAAAUCGACUUUCUAUCACUUUUAAGUAAUACUUCUCAAGCUCAUUUAGCCAAACUUUGUCAUUUGGUCGGCCAUUGGUCAUUUCCGGCCAAUGAAUUAUCCAAUGAUGAUUUGGUAUACUGUGCUUAUUUGAUAUUACACUAUGCAUUACAGUUUCAAAAUACUACGAAUACAGAUUUACAUAUUCCUACAAAGAAUGAGUUGUUAUGUCUUUUGUUCUUGGUUAGAGAUUGUUAUAGAUGUGGAUCACCUUUCCACAAUUUCCGUCAUGCGGUUGAUGUUCUACAAGCAUGCUUCCAUUAUGUUGUACGCCUUGAUUGCUUGCCUAUUUUUAAACAGUUUGAAGUGAAUGUUAAGCUGGAUGAAUGUGGGUUUCUUAAUUCUACCAGAAGAACUUAUGAUGUGGUGGAAUUGGCUGCUUUACCCAUUAAAAUCAGUUAUAAAUAUUUGACUCCUAUUGAACUGUUGGGAUUAUUGGUUGCAGCAUUAGGACAUGAUGUUGGACAUCCUGGAGUUACCAAUGCAUUUAUGAUCAAGUAUAACUCACCCAUUUGUCAAAUAUAUAAUGGUCGGUCAGUGUUGGAGAAUUAUCAUACCGCAGUAUUCACGUCGAAAAUUCUUUCAGUUGGAUGGCCAUCAAUUUUAAACCAGAAAACUGAUGAGGAUAACGAAACCAUUAAGAACUUGAUUAUAUCAUCGAUUUUGGCUACAGAUAUGGCUGAACAUUUUGAGUAUAUUGAUCGGUUGAAUAAAUUUGAUUAUGCCAAUUCCAAUCAUCCUCAACGAGCAAAAUUAAUCCUGGCACUUUUGAUUAAAUGUGCCGAUAUUUCUAACGUCACUCGUCCUUUAAGAGUUAGUUCCCAAUGGGCAGUUACACUUUCUAGAGAGUUUGAUGAGAUUGCCAAGUUGGAAGAGCGGAUUUCUUCGUCCUCAACACCAGCAAAUGAACAUGAAGAAGUUAGGUAUAAUAAGGUGCCUCUGAAAUUGGAGGAUAUCUUGGACGCUAAUCCUAUGAUCCAUAAAGGUCAAAUCUUCUUUAUUAACACGUUUGCUGAAAAGCUAUUCAAUAAUGUCGUCAAAUUGUUACCUGAACUACAAUACACUUGCAACAUUAUUAGUGAGAAUAAGGAAUUUUGGCUCGCCCGAGAUUGA